Messenger RNA from Echinostoma caproni, 408 nucleotides. The record is from the annotation of a GenBank genome assembly. NCBI's taxonomy places the organism in Eukaryota, Metazoa, Platyhelminthes, Trematoda, Plagiorchiida, Echinostomatidae.
UGUACCUCGGUGCCCACGCUAGCCGCUCAUCACUCCUGCAAACAAGGUGUUUGUGCAUGGUUCAUAAACCUCUUGGCUGGUUUGGAGUCAGGGUUUUUAGCCAACUCUCUUGGGCAAACUUUUACGUUUAACCAAAUUGGUAUUGCCGUUUAUUUCCAUAUACAGCUGUUGCAAAUUCAUGCAAACUGGCGUCAUGGAAGCACCGGUCAACUGUCUGCUAUCACGGUCUUGAUGUUCGCACUGGGCUCAACCGCGCGCAUUUUUACUUCAAUUCAAGAAACGGGAGACAACCUAAUCAUUAUCACAUUCCUUCUGUCCACUUUGUGCAACUACACACUACUUGCUCAAAUCAUAUACUAUUGGAAUUCACCGAUAAAAGCAUCUAAAGAUCAGAGAAAACAAAACUGA